UCAUAAAACGAGUUUGCUACAUCUGUCAAUAGAUGGCAGAAAAUUAUCCAUUGACCUUGGAUCACAGGUCAAGAAGGGCCAGCGCGUGAUUUGGAAUAUUUGUUUCACGUAGUUGGGCGAAUUCCAAAAUACAGAUCCAAUUUGGUUGGGCUUGGUUCUUAGUAUUGCAACUCCCAUCAUUAUCGCUAUUACUGCUUUUCAUACUAGUAUACCAAAAAGCGUUAGAAGGUCGAAUCUAGUAGCAUUGGGAGUAAUAUUAAUAACUAUUAUCUAUUAAAGUUAAACUUUAAUACUUUAAGAUUUAAUUCUGUAACGCAGUGAAAAUUUGUGACUACUUUACGAAAUAUAUUAUUCAGCAGCAAUGAGUAAAAACAAUCUUUCUGCGGUUUUGGCACAAAAGGGAGAUUUACGACUGGAACAGAGACCAAUAUCAAAGCCAGGAAAAGAUGAAGUGCUGAUUGCUAUUCAUUCUGUUGGAAUAUGUGGUUCUGAUGUCCAUUACUGGGUAAAUGGAUGUAUUGGAGACUUUAUCGUUAAAGAGCCAAUGGUGUUGGGGCAUGAGUCAAGUGGUAUUGUUAAAGAAGUUGGGGAAGGAGUUACUGAUUUAAAGCCAGGAGAUCGAGUUGCUAUUGAACCAGGCAUUCCUUGCAGAAAAUGUAAAUUUUGCAAGUGUGGUCGUUACAACUUGUGUCCAGAUAUAAAAUUUUGUGCUACACCUCCUGUCCAUGGAACUCUUACACGUUUUUAUACACACCCUGCUGAUCUUUGUUACAAGUUGCCUGAUAAUGUGAGUUUAGAUGAAGGAGCUAUGUUAGAGCCUCUCUCUUGUGCUGUCCAUGCCUGCAAGAGAGCUAGAGUUACUGCAGGAAUGAAAGUUUUGGUGUGUGGAGCAGGACCAAUAGGAAUACUAAAUUUACUAACAGCUAAGGCAAUGGGUGCAUCUCAAGUUUGUAUUACUGACAUUUCAAGUAGUCGUCUGGAGUUUUCUCGUAAACUUGGCGCAGAUCACACUAUUCUGGUUGACACUAAGGAUGCCCAAGCACUGGUAACUAAAGUACAUGAGGCCUUAGGAGGAGCUCCAGAUGUUACCAUUGAAUGUAGUGGAGCUGAAUCCAGUAUCAUUCUAACAAUUUUGGCUACAAAAAGUGGAGGAGUUGUUGUACUAAUAGGAAUGGGUCCUCCUGAAGUAACAAUUCCUAUUGUUAGUGCAGCAGUUCGUGAAGUUGAUAUAAGGGGAAUUUUUCGAUAUACAAAUUGUUAUCCUAUUGCUCUGGAUCUGGUUGCCUCUGGCAAAGUUAACGUGAAACCUCUGAUCACCCAUCACUUUAAACUGGAGGAUUCUUUGAAAGCUUUUGAAACUUCAAAGACGGGGGAAGGUGGAGCCAUCAAAGUUAUGAUCCACUGUUAUCAGGAUUCUUAAGAUAGAAACCUGAUCUCAUCUAUUGCUCAGACAGAGGUGUUUGUGAAUCUCUGUCAAUCAAAGCAGUAAAUGUAGAAGAUCCAGUUAGUUCUUCUGUUUCACUUAAUUACUUAAUCUUUUUUUUUUAUUUCCUUAUAUGAAAUUGCUUUGAAAAUACUUGGAUUAACUAUUAAGUUGUGUGAAUAUUCAGUACCUGUAAACUGAUAUUUACCAAAGUAAUAUGAAUACUUUGCUUGAUAAAUAGAAAUUUGAAGGUUUCAAAUAACUUCUCAUUAUUGAAAAAUUCUUUUGUAUGAAGUAACUGCUGUCAAUAGAAAAAUGAGAUGUAAAACUGCAUGUACAGUAUUGUUGACAGGGACGGUUAUGUAGGAAGAAUUAUCCAGUUUUGCUGGAACAUUGAAAAUGUUUACUUGUAUUAGAUGUUUCUGAAGUUAUAUGAUUUAGAGUUUUGUAAUCUCAUAUUUUGCAUUAUACUUUGAAAUACUUUUUUUCCUAAUUAAACUGUUUUUUUUUUUAUUUCACAAAUAAAUCUGGUUUUAACUCUGCAGCUGGUUCUAGUUUAAGGUAAUGAGUUAAUGCAAUUAUAAAAUAUAGUUGUUUUAUAAAGAUGAAUCUCUUCCAAGAUUGCACAAAACUAUGGGUGUACUACAAAUCAAGAAAAGCAGCCAAAAGACAUAUCAUUAUGGCCUUUUUUCAUCCUUAUAUAUCACAAAUAAACUGAAAAUGUUCCAUACUAAAAUCUAGGCGAGUCUUCUAUGAUUAAUGAAAAGGAAAUAUUUUUAAUGAGUUUUCUGUAAGUUGUUCAAAUGGAACUUCAAUCAAUUAGUAAAGAAAUUCAAUGGAAAUAGCAUUGGUCCUGUUAAAUAAAGGUCUUGGGUUCAAGCUCCAGUCCCAGAGUUCCUUUUCGCAUAUUGACUUUUUUGCUUAUAACAAGGUUUGUUAGAAAAUAUAUUUACAUUGAUUCAUGAAAUGAACUUCAUUUACGUAUGUACAUAUACAUACAUACUAUCAAAAUAAAUUACCACAAAAACAGAGAGCUAACUCUAUAGAUGCUUUUAUUAAUUUUAACAAGGGUUGAUAACAAUAAAGAUAUUAAUAUACUUAACAUUUUCAGCUAAUCAAGUGUGCAAGAAAUGAGUCAUGUUUAAGCUAUACUUAUAACAUUGCUACAGGAUAGAUUUCAUUUACUAUUUUAAAGUUGCAACUAUAAGAAAGCAAAUUUUUAUUCCAAGAGUUUUUUCAAGUUAACAUUAUACAAUUGAAUUAUUAUUUAGAAGAUGUUAUGUCAUGCAUAUUUGAUAAUUUUUCUAAAAAAUAUAUUUUUAUUUUAGAACUGUAUGUAUUAUGUAUAACGUUUUAUGUAUUUUUUAUAUGCACAUGUAUUCCUUAAACUAGCAGUGUUUAAGGUUGGAUUUUUGGCUAGGUAAUAAAAUAAAUAAAAGCAA
Messenger RNA from Limulus polyphemus (Atlantic horseshoe crab), 2865 nucleotides. RefSeq names its product sorbitol dehydrogenase-like. The transcript is spliced from 9 exons. The record is from RefSeq and is a predicted model, not a curated record. Gene Ontology annotation, molecular function: L-iditol 2-dehydrogenase (NAD+) activity; zinc ion binding. Lineage: Eukaryota; Metazoa; Arthropoda; Merostomata; Xiphosura; Limulidae. The coding region runs from base 362 to 1420 and encodes 352 amino acids. Gene Ontology annotation, biological process: D-sorbitol catabolic process.